GCUGGGAGCAGUGGCAGUUGGCAGCUGAAAUAUGGUAGCACAAAUGACCUGAGAACUGGGCAGAGCUAGUAUGAAAGCAACAAACAGGAAAGUGAUUGGAUAAUAAAGGGCAGAAAUGGUAUUUAUUCAAAGACAGAUUAUCACAGGACACAGAGCACCUGGACAGAUGUGGAAGAGCUUCUUAGAUCAGAGAGAAACUUCCAAGGCUAGUCUGCCAAAGAAAAAUGGGCACCAAGGGCAAAGUUAUUAAAUGCAAAGCAGCCAUUGCCUGGGAAACAGGCAAGCCCCUUUGCAUAGAAGAGGUUGAGGUAGCUCCCCCCAAGGCUCAUGAAGUUCGUGUGCAGAUAAUCGCCACUACCCUGUGCCAUACUGAUGCCCAUAUUAUCAAUCCUAAAUUUAAAGAGGCCCUUCUCCCAGUGAUCCUUGGCCAUGAGGGUGCAGGAAUUGUGGAAAGUGUUGGGCCAGGAGUGACCAACUUCAAACCAGGUGACAAAGUAAUUCCACUCUACAUGCCUCAAUGUAGAAAAUGCAAGUUCUGUCUGAGUCCACUCACAAAUUUCUGUAAAAAACUCAGUCCAGUGAAAAAUCCUCUUGUUGAUCAAGAACUACUGGAAGACAAAACCAGUAGGUUUACCUGCAAAGGAAAACCAAUUUACCAUUUCAUGGGGACCAGUACCUUCACUCAGUACACCGUAGUGUCGGAUAUAAAUCUUGCCAAAAUCGAUGAUGAUGCAAAUUUAGAGAGAGUUUGUCUGUUUGGAUGUGGGUUUUCAACUGGCUAUGGAGCUGCAAUCAACAAUGCCAAGGUCACCCCUGGUUCUACUUGUGCCAUCUUUGGCCUAGGAGGUGUUGGUCUUUCCGCUAUAAUGGGUUGUAAAGUAGCAGGAGCUUCCAGAAUCAUAGCUAUUGACAUCAACAGUGAGAAAUUUACAAAGGCCAAAGCCCUUGGAGCCACUGACUGCCUCAAUCCUCGAAACCUAGAUAAACCCAUCCAGGAGUUCAUCAUUGAAAUGACCAAUGGAGGUGUGGAUUUUGCCCUUGACUGUGCAGGUGGACCUGAAACCAUGAGAGCAGCCCUGGACAGUACAAUAGUAGGCUGGGGAUCAUGUACUUUCAUUGGAGUAGACUCUGAAAUGAGAGGAUUGAUGGUAUCUCCAGUGGAGCUAAUAAUGGGCCGUACCAUAAAUGGAACAUGCUUUGGUGGUUGGAAAAGCAUCGAUUCUAUCCCAAAGCUGGUUACUGACUACAAGAAUAAGAAAUUUGAUCUGGACAUACUGGUGACUCAUACCCUGCCUUUUGACAAAAUCAAUGAGGCAUUUGACCUGAUGAACCAAGGCAAAAGCAUUCGAAUAGUCCUGACCUUCUGAAGACACCAGAACAAACUGGAAUACUACCUGACUGAAUCUGAACCCUUCUUGUUAAUUUAUAACCUGUAAUAAUGAACCAAGGAUUGCCAUGAAUUUAAACAACUAUUUACAGUUAACAUCUCAACAUCAAAUAGUUAUAAACAUCACAGCAUUUUUAAAUAUAUUAAUAUUUCCUGUUUAGUAAUUAUGAUAACUGAUGUGUUAUUGAAUAGAAUUACAUGAUGAGAAUUGUUUAAAACUAGUUCUGGAGAGGUGGGAGCGGGGAAUGAAGAGUAAUAAGUAAAGCUAGAUUGGCUGUUUGUUUAUAAUUUUUUAGGUUGGGUGAUAAAUAUAUGGGGUUUCAUUACACUGUUCUCUCUACUUUUGUUUAUGCUUAAAAUUUUCCAUAAUAAAAUCAUUU
This is a messenger RNA of Leptonychotes weddellii (Weddell seal), 1767 nucleotides long. RefSeq names its product alcohol dehydrogenase 4 (class II), pi polypeptide (gene ADH4). The record is from RefSeq and is a predicted model, not a curated record. Gene Ontology annotation, biological process: formaldehyde catabolic process. Gene Ontology annotation, cellular component: cytosol. Gene Ontology annotation, molecular function: S-(hydroxymethyl)glutathione dehydrogenase [NAD(P)+] activity; alcohol dehydrogenase (NAD+) activity; zinc ion binding. NCBI's taxonomy places the organism in Eukaryota, Metazoa, Chordata, Mammalia, Carnivora, Phocidae.